Aureobasidium musti is the source of this 756-nucleotide messenger RNA. Lineage: Eukaryota; Fungi; Ascomycota; Dothideomycetes; Dothideales; Saccotheciaceae. The record is from the annotation of a GenBank genome assembly.
AUGAGUCAAAUCAUCGCUUUUCUGGGUGCGACAGGUGGAUGUGCUGGUGCUUGUCUGGUCGCCGCACUCAAUGAUGGCUACACCUGCCGCGCACUUGUUCGCACACCUUCCAAACUCAUCGCAAUGCUAGACGCCCAGGAAGUUCCCAAGUCCUCGCUCGCCAACCUCGAGAUCAUCGAAGGCAAUGCCAAAGACAUCAACUUAGUCAAACAACUCCUCCAAACUUCGACUGGCAUUGUAGACACCAUUGUUUUCGGUGUCGGUGCAGCACCGAAGCUGAGACUACACAUCAUGCCAGUGACACUAGACGAUCCAAAUCUGUGCCGAACAGCAAUGGCGACCCUUCUUUCUGCACUGUAUGAACUCAAAGCUCCGACCAAACCAAGACUACUCGUCAUCUCCACUACAGGCAUCACUCGUGGUCCUAGAGAUGUACCUUUCCUCUAUAUUCCUCUGUAUCAUUGGCUGCUUCACGUCCCACAUAUCGACAAGCGCGUCAUGGAACAACUCGUCAUUGAGCAAAAAGACAAGCCUGUUGCUGAAAGAGUGAUCGAAGAGUUCGCUAUCGUGCGGCCGACAUUGUUAAUGGAUGGAAAUGGUGUGGGUGUUGCUAAGGUCAGAUAUGGUCUGGAGAGCAGCCCUGCUUUGGGUUGGACGAUCGAUCGCAAAGAUGUCGGCAACUGGCUGUUUGAGAAGGGCAUCAAGCCUGUAGAGUUGGGAGUAUUCAAGGAUCAAGCCAUCAGUUUGACUUCCUGA